Boleophthalmus pectinirostris (great blue-spotted mudskipper) is the source of this 1998-nucleotide messenger RNA. RefSeq names its product potassium voltage-gated channel, Isk-related family, member 4 (gene kcne4). The transcript is spliced from 2 exons. The record is from RefSeq and is a predicted model, not a curated record. NCBI's taxonomy places the organism in Eukaryota, Metazoa, Chordata, Actinopteri, Gobiiformes, Gobiidae. The coding region runs from base 639 to 1157 and encodes 172 amino acids. Gene Ontology annotation, biological process: potassium ion export across plasma membrane; negative regulation of delayed rectifier potassium channel activity; ventricular cardiac muscle cell action potential. Gene Ontology annotation, cellular component: membrane. Gene Ontology annotation, molecular function: transmembrane transporter binding; voltage-gated potassium channel activity involved in ventricular cardiac muscle cell action potential repolarization; delayed rectifier potassium channel activity.
UUGUGGUAUAGUUUUCAGGUUAGCAGAGAACUUUUACCUUUAGUUCAGUAGAGAUUGACAAUUCCGAGUCUGAAAUAAUUCUGGUGAAGGUUUUUGUCUGUAAGUUUUACAUCAUAUGACAUCACAAGGUGGAACAGAGUGUUUUUAACUCAGGCUAUAAAUAUGCAGGGUUUGUGUGUUAAAGCAGCAAACAACACACAAUUCUGGGUAUGUUUUCGAUGAGGAAACAACAUUAUAACAGAUCAGAAAAUAGCGCCAUUUAAUUACACAAAUUUCAAAAUCAUUCUUUAGUCAUGUUUUUUGUAGUGCAGCCUUUAGACUAGCCUUGGUGGUACUUGGGAGAACAAAAUACAAUGUUAUUUAGUACUUACAGCCCUAGAAAUCAAAAUUAAAAGUUAAAAAGUAGAAAGCAAAAUAGACCAGUGAUAACUGGUUUGAACAGGGUCCUCCCUGCUCCCCCCUCCACAGCUCUGGACCAAGGGGGUGUGUCACAUGACUGCUGACGUAUUUACCCCCUGUAUAAACCUCAGUGUGGUGUGAGAAAGAGGAGGCAGAUUCUGAGACAGUCCUGAGAAAAACCAGGCCCCACAAACCACAUGAGACCAGAGUUUUACUGACCGGUCCAUCGCCUUAACCCAAUGGAGAACUCUACAUCCACCCAACUUCACCUCCUCCAGCGCACCUCCACCCCGAACCACAGCGCUACUUCUGACGGAAACGCGUUCCUCUACAUCCUCAUCGUCCUCUCUUUCUAUGGCUUCUUCCUGUCCGCCAUCAUGUUUGGAUACUUCCGCUCAAAACGCAAAGAGAAGAGACGAACCAACAUUUUCACCAAACUAGUUCACGAUAAAGAAAAACGUGAAUGGGGAGCUCUGCCCAAAAAGCAUAGCCUAACUUUCCCCUCCUCCGUAUCGGGACUGAACGGUCUGACUUUGCCAUUUUGUAGUAACCAUUCGGGGCAUCUGGAGCGUUUGGGGGUGCACGGGAUGUUCCCUUCUCCGCUGGCAUGUGCACUGUGUACAGAGCAAAGCAGUGUUAGCUCACUCUGCUCAUCGGCGGAUACGAGAGUGGCUAUAGAGGAGGAGCAGGACUGCUUUACAACAGAACCAGAAGGUGCCAAAGGAGGUGCGGGGAGUGCUGCAGACGAUUCUGGAUGAGACAAAUGUGUGAUAAAGUCCGGAAAAGAAGAGUUAUGAGGAAUAGUCAGUGUGUCUUUGGCCUUGAGGCUUGGACCACAGCACAUACGCCGGAGUUUGAGUUGGCUUCAGCAGUGAGAUCAGAUGUCAACUUGCAACUUCAGAUUUGCUGAACUUUUCUAUUUCCAGCCCUUUUCACAUUAAAGAUGCACUAUGUAACUUUUCUGGUGGUCUGCUUGUUUCGAUUCAGAUGCUAUUCUUUUCUUAGAAUGUUCCACAAUAUGACAAUAAAAACAUCUGUCAUUUAUUCAGUCACUGCAAGAUAGAUGUUUAAUUGCAAUAAAAAGAAGGAAAACAAAUGUAACGGUGUAAGUAAAGGUGCUUGUCUCCAUGGUGAUAGAGAUGUGUGGAACAUUCCAGGCAGAGUUCUCCAACAGAAAAGUUACAUAGUGCAGCUUUAACAUCUGUCAGUGGACCAAAAAACAUGUACUUUUUUGCUGUCAUGAUGAUUGCCCCUCAAAUAUACCUGUACAAAUGGAGAAAAGGUCAAAGUGCACCAGUCCCUCCGACCACCACCAACGCUCACCACAUUUAGGCAAUGUCGUGAAGUGUCUUGCCUAAGGACAGAGCUUGGUUGGAGCUGGAAUCGAAUCUCUGUGGGUUGAUUCUCUGGACACUUUUGCCCUGAUAAUAGCUAUGAUGCUAAAAAGUCAUUUGGAUAUUUUUCACUUCCCACUUUCGCCAGCAGAGGCCGACAGACUCUUUAAUCCAAUCUCUGCUUCGACCCUUCUGUGUUAAUGGAGACUCAAGAUAGAUGUUGUAAUGAAAAAAUUAAAAAGAAAAUGCAGACUGAGAGACAAGA